CGUAUUUCUUUGUGUAUAAAAGGCUCGAUGCAUUCUGUGACAAAAAGUGAUGUAACUGUUGUAGUCUGUAUCUCACUCUCGCUUUAACGAAUACUAUCGAGUAGACCUCGAGUACAUCUGCAGAAACAAGAGAAUAAGAUAUAACACCAAUCCAAAGCCAAAAAAGGGAAGAAACGAGCCUGGUAGCAUUCUUCAUCCUAUUAUACUCAUACUAUCAAGGCCCACAUAUAUAGUCCACAAACUCUUUUACAACCAAAGCCCACAUAGUCAAGCAAACUGUCAAGCAAGCUGUCAAGCCCACAGUCAAUCACCAUGCCGGACGUCAAAAGUCUCGCCCUCUUCAUCCUCCUCCUCCCCUUCUACGGAGUCAUGGCCCUACCCAUCGACCCCGCCAGCGGGAGUCUAGACGCCGUCGACCACGGCGUCCCCGCUGUGGCCCGGGACGUACAGGCGGCAGCCGCCACAGCCGACACGGCCCAGAUUGAAACCGCCAACGAAGCUGAAAAGCGCAAAAAGAAAGGCGGUGGUGGCGGCGGCGGCGGUGGAGGAGGAGGCGGCGGUGGUGGUGGUGCUGGGGGAUUCUUGGAGAUCGGCAAGGAUGGCCUCAAGCUCGGAGGAUCCGGUUUUGGCUUUGGUGGCGGCGGCGGCGGUGGUGGUCGCAACGGUGGUGGUGGAGGAGGCGGUCUUGGCGGCAGCGGUGGUGGUGGUGGAGGAGGUGGCCUGCCUGGCCUGCCUGCGGGCCUCCCUGGCCUUGGUGCGCUGUUUGGUAGUGCUGGUGCGGGUGCGGGUGCGGGUGCGGGUGCUGGGUUUUAG
Pyricularia oryzae 70-15 is the source of this 813-nucleotide messenger RNA. RefSeq lists its product as uncharacterized. The coding region runs from base 313 to 813 and encodes 166 amino acids. Lineage: Eukaryota; Fungi; Ascomycota; Sordariomycetes; Magnaporthales; Pyriculariaceae. The transcript has a single exon. The record is from RefSeq and is a predicted model, not a curated record.